Molecule: messenger RNA, 1464 nt
Organism: Malaclemys terrapin pileata
Lineage: Eukaryota; Metazoa; Chordata; Testudines; Emydidae
Gene: CCK
Product: cholecystokinin
Exons: 3
Coding region: 194-586 (130 amino acids)
Biological process (GO): digestion
Cellular component (GO): extracellular region; axon
Molecular function (GO): neuropeptide hormone activity
Source: RefSeq, a predicted model, not a curated record
CUUUCCUUAGCGGGACGGGAGAGAAAAAAAUCCCACUCGUGUAGUCUGUGUCUCGGAUGUGUAGAUUAGAACGAGGCAAGGCGGUGGGUGCCUUAUUUAUAACUAGUGCUGUGAAGUCUAAUCCGCCCCGACCCACUGUACCCAGAGGCACUUCGGGCUGAGCUCCAGAGAAGGGGGGUAGGAGAAAGAAGCUAUGUACAGUGGUAUCUGCAUCUACAUGUUCCUUGCUAUGCUGUCAACGAGCUCUUUUGGACAGCAGGCUACAGGCUCGCAUAAUGAGAAUCCUGUGGCCACUGAGCUUGAGCAGAGCUUGACAGAACAUCACCGACAUGUUCGUGUCCCUUCAUCUGCUGGCCAGCUGAAACCUAUCCAGCGGCUGGAUGGAAAUGUUGACCAAAAAGCCAACAUUGGAGCUUUGCUGGCCAAAUAUCUCCAGCAAGCCAGAAAAGGUCCUACUGGAAGGAUCUCAAUGAUGGGAAACAGGGUACAGAACAUUGACCCUACACACAGGAUAAACGACAGAGAUUACAUGGGCUGGAUGGAUUUUGGACGCCGCAGUGCUGAAGAAUAUGAGUACUCCUCUUAAAGAACAUCAAACUAUCUCAAAAAGAAGAAUCCCACUCCCAUUUCUGUACAAAGGAAAAAUAAUAAUUUUUGUCCUCUACGAAUCAGUGUUUAAAAAAUAUAUUAUGUCCUUGAUGUAAAUUCGUCUGUAAAACUAUACAAUGCAAUAUAUACAUAUGCAGAAUUUUCCAAAAAAAUGUUCUUUCUCCUAUGGUUUCUUAUCAUACUCUGAUAUUAUAUUAAAAUUAUUUCAUUUAUUCCCUUCUUGUCCUGUCACCGCAAGUUGCUGGGUGUCUUACAAUAAACUCAAGCAGGAAAAUGCCUUCAUUCUACUAGGUAAAUAUAUUACAUGUGUUAAGCAAGCAUACAGGUGAAGAACCACUUUUUAAAUUAACCUUGCAGCAUUCUCUUUGGUUGUGGACGCUAGAGGUAACCUGUCCAAGCGUCAAUCUAGUAGCACAGUUUUGUCACAAAAGGUCAAGUAUCUUCAUAGUUACCCUAUUCGUAAAGGAUUCAGUUAUACAACAAAGCAGGGCCGGCUCCAGGCACCAGCUUACCAAGCAGGUGCUUGGGGCAGCCACUUCGGAGAGGGACGGCACGUCCAGCUGUUUGGCGGCAAUUCAGCGGACGGACCCUCACUCCUGCUCGGAGCGAAGGACCUUCCACCGAACUGCCGCCGCAGAUAGCGAUCGCGGCUUUUUUGUUUGUUUGGCUGCUUGGGGCGGCCAAAACCUUGGAACCGACCCUGCAACAAAGUCACAUGUUUUCAGUGAAUGGUCAACAGUGCUAAAUCUUUAGAAAAACCUUUCAUCUUCUUGGCUUAGUUAUUUUCUGUUGUGAAUUAAAUGUGAAAAUUCUGCUAACAGCUAUCAAUCAUGGAAUAAAUAGAACAUUCCUUGC